UAAACAGACUAAAGACCUAGACCAUAAUUGUUUACAUUUGCUAGGUAGCGAGAAAUGAAAGCUAUCUAAUGAACCAAUAGAUACACUCAGAAAAUACCAAACCAAUCAUGUAUAGCAUUUAUACCAAUGACGUAAAGCCGAUGUACAGACAAUAUCGAGUAGAUCUAACAGUUUUUAAACUAUCGAUCUUUUGAUUUCGUGUAUUAAGUUGAUUUGUGAUGACGUAAAAUUACAUGGCCCAGUGACCGGUACACAUUGGUGUUCAAUAAUUAAAGUUUUUAAUGUAAAGACUAUGUUAUUCAUGGCUAUCCUUAAGUGUUCGGAUAUAUGUUGGAAUUGUGGGUUUCUGUAUUGAAUUAGGAAAAGGAAAUAUUCUUAUUUUGCUGCAAUACACAAGUCUAAAAUUUUAUUCUUACCGAUUUGUGUAAGGUGUUGAUAUAUUGGGAUAUACUUUGACAGGAAGUUCUAAUAAGUUUUACUUAAUUUGAAUGUGAAAUUAGUUCCUUUAAAAGCAUGUGAGCAAUUAGACAAUCCUGAUAGAUAAUCUAAUUUAUGCAUUAUUUGCCAUGGGAAGUGGUGCAUCUACAGAAGAUGGCUCAAGUAGGCCAAGUACUGUUCAAAAGGUCAAUGUGAAACCAGUGACCAACAAUAACAAUAAAAAAACUACAAUGAAUUCCAAAACCACACCAGCUGCUACUCCUAGGGCAAAUGCGUCAACACCACGAAAAAAAGAAUUUCAAGAAGUUGAGAUGAAAAGUAAUAAUAAACCUAAAGAAACCACUAAACCAAGCAAUAAUACAUCUAGUCGUCCCAAUCAGCAACAGAGCAGUCGAAAACCCGAGGAAAGUAGUGCAGCUGCCGCGAGUGGGGGUGGGGGAUCAAGAGGGAAAGGAACUCAGCAACAGCAAAACAGAUCUGAAGUUGAUGAGAGCCAAGAAGACAUAGUAUUUGAGACAUUUUACCAUAGAAGUGGGAGAGAGUUCCAAUGCAUGUAUUUGAAUGGUAUGAGAUUCUACCUGGAUGAUUGGGGAUCAAAGGAAUGGCAACCAUUUCCGAAGAGAUGGUACCAAGAAGGUCUUUUGAUAACAAACACAGUUGUAAAAGAUGCUGAAAAUGAUCAAAGAAACAGGGAAGCAGCUGGUGCAGCAGGAAGUGGAGGGGGUACCAGUGGAGGAGGUCAAGGAGGUCCAAAACCAAGAGAAAACCAGUCACGAGGGUCAGGUGGAGAUGACAGGGAAGGCCACAUCACACAUCCUCGUAAAAAAAAGAUACCAACAUAUAUUUUUCAGAGAAAACACAACAUCCAUUGUUUUUAUGACCACGAUAAUGGUCAAUGGAUGAGGAUGCCGAUUGGUUAUGAGUUACACCAUGAAAUGGUUAGUAAAUUAGUGGACCAAGUUGAGGAGGCACUACCACAUUGGAAUGACCGACAUGAUAUUCUGGCUAUGUUACGGCAGUGUAAUUACGAUGCUGAUGAAUGUAUAAAUACAUACCUACAUCUAGAAGGAGAUGAGUGGUUAAAGGCUCCCAAAACAAGUAAAGAGGCUAAAGACAUGAAUAACAAAGAAGAAAGAUUGAAUGAAUUAGAACAAACUGUUAAACAACUGAGAGCAAAACUAGAUCAAGAAUCAAGAGCAAAAAAUGAAGCUGAAAGAAUAGUUAAACAACAAGAAGAUAAAAUCACAUCAUUGGAAGUAGAGAGCAAGCAAGCUGAAGCCCAGUUAGCAGUAUUACAAGAAAGACCAAAGACAGCAAUGAGACCUAAAACACCUCAGGUAGUAACCAAAGUAGUGAAGGAAGAAACAGUUAACCCAGAUGAUGUUAAACAGCUAAAUACCAGUGUUAUACAGCUGAGGAAGGCCCAUGUUCAUCUAAAGAUGGAGGUCCAGAGAUAUUUUGAUGGUCUCAAAGGAUCAAUAGGCGAGUGUGUAGGUGGUAUGAAGAAAAUGAAGAACUCUGGAGCUGCUCAAUCAGAAGAAAUGGAAGAAGUCAGGGCAUUAUAUAGAAAGGAAGCUUUACAGAGAAAGAUACUUUAUAACCAGUUACAAGAAAUGAGAGGAAAUAUACGGGUGUUCUGCAGAGCUAGGAAGGAUGACCGAGCAGAAAAUUGUCUGAAAUUCCUAAAUGACCAAGACCUUGUGGUCAACACUCCUCAGAGUGGAAAGAAAAUGUUCUCAUUUGACAAAGCUUUUGAUCCAAAUACUUCUCAAGAACAAGUCUUUGAAGACACAAAGGGCAUUAUAACAUGUUGUGCAGAUGGGUACAAUGUGUGUCUAAUGGCCUAUGGUCAAACAGGGUCUGGUAAAACAUUCACCAUGAUGGGUCCUGAUAGUAACCCUGGUAUUAAUAUCCGGGCAAUUAAUGAAUUGUUUAAAGUAUGCAAAGAGAAAAAGGAUACUGUAACAUAUGUCUUGAAGGUGUCAUUAAUUGAAAUCUAUAACGAGACAAUUCAAGAUUUACUCACAAAGGAGGCUAAGACCUUAGAUCUGAAAACAGCUGGCAAUAAAAUCAAUAUACCAGGGUUGACAGAAGUUGAUAUUAAAACUUUAGACGAUAUAAAAAAAGUUAUGGCAAUGGGAGAUAAAAAUAGAACUACUGCUUCAACUAAAAUGAACUCGACCAGUUCACGUUCACAUUUACUACUGUUGUUGUCUGUAGAAGGUACAGAUAAAAUUACUGGUGCAAUAUCUAAGGGAACUUUGACCUUGUGUGACCUUGCAGGGUCAGAGAGGAUUUCUAAGACAGAGGCUGAAGGACAAAGAUUGGUAGAGGCAGCUGCUAUCAAUAAAUCAUUGUCUGCACUAGGACAGGUAUUCACAUCAUUAAGACAGAGUCAGUUGCAUAUACCUUACAGAAAUUCUAAACUUACUCAGAUCUUGCAACCAUCUUUAGGAGGAGAUGCCAAGGCAUGCUUGUUUGUGAACAUAAGUCCAGAUUCCUAUAAUUGUUCAGAGACAGUAAGCACACUGACAUUUGGUUCUAAUGCCAAGCAAGUAGCAUUAGGUCAGGCUAAACAGAAUAUAAAGAAAGGAAACUAGUCACAGUAAAGAGGGAGUAUGAGUCUCGUAUAUAUAAUGGAGGAAUUAUGUAGUUUUAAGAAGAGGAAAAAUUUGUAAUGUUUAGGCCAUGCUAAAUUUUAUAGGUUUUCAGAUACCUAUGUCAAGAGUAAUUGUUGCCUACAGAAUACAACUUUAUAGAAAAUUCUCUGUUAUUUAUAUGUGAAUAAAACACCUCCAAUAUAUGUCAAGUAUAUCAAGUGUCUGAGAAAAUUGUAACCAAUAUCAUAUGGCCUUAUCUUUAUAUUUUAUGUAUGCCUUCAUGCAAUUUCAACAGAUGCAUAGAAAACAGUUCAGCUUGGCAAAAGUCAUACAUUUCCCUUCAUAUAUAAACAUUCUUACCAUUGAGUGUUUAAAUUAUUUUGUCUCAGAAACAAGAAAUAUACUAUCAUGCAAUAGCAUAUGAAUAUUCAUGACAACAGCAUGAACAUUUUCUUUUAGAAUUGACUGAAAAUUACGAUCAUUAACAUAUUGUAUAUUUGUCGAAAUGUCAGCUCUGUUUUAUAAACUACUAUAUCAAAUAAGGUUUAUGUUAUUAUAAGAAACAAUCUUUCACAGAAUAUUCCACAAAGAUGACACUUAAUUUCUGAUUUCUUAAAUUGGCAUACCUCUAGUCUUUUCUGAUUUCUUUGAUCUCUAUUUGUAAUUGUAAAAUAUUCUACAUUUCUGUUUUUUCUUGACAAUGUGUUGAAAUAGGAGUGUAAACUACAUAGUGAUUUGUUAUAAAGCCUGUCACCAUCAAAGUGAAUCUGUGAUAUUGUUUCAAGAUAUUAAUGUGUUGAAUUUUAAAUUAUAGAUAUACAUAUUUGCUGAUCAUAGUUUAUUGAUGCAUUGAUAGAGUUUAUUGAUGCAUUAAUAGGGAAACUAGGAUUUAAAAAAAUAAUUGGAGACCAACUUACAAAUGAGACCUGUCUAUGCAUUAACCAUAUUUGUAUCCCCAUUAGGGAUGAGGGGGGUAGGAGGGGUCCCGAAAUCCCGGGCUUAAAAUCACCAGACCCCGAAAUCCUGAGCUUAAAAAAACGAAAUCCUGAGGUCCUCAAAUUGGAAAAAAAGAAUUCCCGGAUCCCGAAAGAGUCAAUCCUGAAAUCCAGAGCUUAAAAACAUGCAUAUAUGCAUAUAGUAAACAACUGAAAACAUAAAAGAUAUGUGAAUGGGGAAUCCCUUUAUGAGUAAUAAAUAAUUGAAGCUCAUUCAAGCUAGCAGAAACACAGCUAUUCAGAGAUUUAUAAAAUUCUACUGUUAUUUUUUGCUAUUUUGAAUUCUGUAAUGUUUCAACCUUAUUAACUGAUGCUGAAACCAGUAUUGUAUAUUUUGUAACUAGUAAUUUAUUGUCUGUGAUACAUGUUGAUGUAUAUAUUUAUGUAAUGACAAGACACAGAAGUGAAAAAAGAAAAGUUUUGACCAUUUACAGACUUGUUCUGAAACAAACAGAAAGCAGUGGCUCAUAAUGUAUAGAAUAACAUGUUUUAUUGCAAAAUAGUAGCAAAUUUUCCAUAUUUUUUUCUAUGAAGUAUGUAAUUCCACGAUUCAAAUUAUUCCAACCAAUUAAAGAAAUAGUUUAUCUCAUAUAAGGUUGUGGUUGUAUUGAUAAAAUAUUGCUCAAUUGCAACUUUAAUAUUGUGACAAAUUAGUUUUAGGCUAGAAUAAUAGUGCUUCAUAUGGCACUUUUAUUUGUUUACAGGAUGAAAACUCCUGGAAUGAAUGUCAAAUCUCAUAACUGAUUUUUCACAGAAGUGUUACUAGUAGAAUACAAAUGUAUGUACAUAAAAAUGCCUCUUGAUUCCUAAAAUUCUUGAGAAUAUAGUGAAAUCUACUGUUUAGAAAUCCUAAUUAGAAAGUGUAUGGAUAAGUUUAUAUUUAUUAUCGAAUGGAAAUAUAUGGGCAUUUACUAAUGUUAGUAAUAUUAAAUGCAGUGGCUUAUAAAAUGUGAAAUUUACAAAUAGAUGAUAUUGUAUAGUAAUUUAAAACCCUCACGUCUUGCAACCCUUUUAUGUUUUUUUUUUAACAAGCAAAGAUCUAACCAUAGAUACGGACAUUAAACUGUUAACCCUGUGUCUUUCAUUAAGUUUUAUUGACAUAUGUAAGUAUGUAUAUAUGUUUGACAUUGUCAUUGUACAUGUAGAUGUAAAAUUGUAAAAAUUCAUGUAAAAUGUCUUUGUCAAUAAUGAAAACAUUGUUGUAAAAAAAAAUUUUUAUUGCAAUGACUUUUUCUGUGAUAGGAUAUUACUGGUAAAUAUUACUUGAAAUACAGGAAACAUAGUCAAUAUGAGUUGUUUCAUUUUCAAACACAUUUCAGAUUUCAGAAAUAGAAUUAAGGUAAAAAAAAAAAGAAGAAAAAAAUAUGUCUCUAAAUUUUGUUUAAGAUUAAAUUUUAAUUCACUAUUAUAUGUGAUUUGGAAACUGAAUAAAAAAAAAAAAGAAAAAACUAGUAUAUUUAUUAGCAAGAACAUUUCAAGAAGGACAGAUAACUGAAUGUAUGUUCCGUGCAAUGAGAUAUUGGAUAUUUAUUGUAUAAUAGAUAAUCUUAUUAUUUUUUGUGAUGUUUUCAUUUUUGAAAUGUUGUGUGCUUGGUACAUGUAUGUAUAAGAUAUGUACAGAAUGUCAGUUCAUUCCAUAUAUUUUUUUAGGUACCCCAUUAUAAGUAUUAUGUGUGUGUCUGCUGCAGUCUUUAGUAUUAAAAUGGAUUUAAUAUUGUCAUUAGGCUUAAUGGCUAAACAUCAAUGCAAUGCUAAGUUUUUUAUGUAAUACUUUUUUAUUGUGUAUUACUGCUUAAACAUAUACCUGUGAUUUAGAAAGAGUGUCAUUAAGGUCAAAGUAGGUCCUGUUUUUUUUUUUAAAGUUUCAGGUACAAAUGAGAAAAUGAAUAUAAUAUGUAUAUAGAUAUACCAUAUUAGUGCAAAUUCUAUAAGGAAUAAUAUCAAAUGAGAAAACCAAAAUUAGUUUUUGCAACAAAAAAAACAACAAAGAUGCAAUCUUCAGCUUUCAGUAAACUAACCAUCAAUAUAUUUCAAUGAAAAGAAUAGUUCUAGAGUGGGUCUCAUUGGGGUCUAAGCGUGACGCGGGAUUGCCGAUUUUUUGUAAGCGUGACACGUGAAAGUCAAAUUAUUGUGUCGUGAAAACGGGAAAUGAGGUCUUGCGGGACCCGGGAAAUGACAAAAAAUGAGAAUUGCUUACGUAUAUAGUGUAAGCGGGAUACGGGAAUCUGACAAAACAGUAAGCGGGAUCCGGGAUCGGAACCCCCCAAUGAGACCCCC
Molecule: messenger RNA, 6310 nt
Organism: Mytilus trossulus (common blue mussel)
Lineage: Eukaryota; Metazoa; Mollusca; Bivalvia; Mytilida; Mytilidae
Product: kinesin-like protein klp-3
Exons: 19
Coding region: 567-3038 (823 amino acids)
Biological process (GO): microtubule-based movement
Cellular component (GO): microtubule cytoskeleton
Molecular function (GO): ATP binding; microtubule binding; microtubule motor activity
Source: RefSeq, a predicted model, not a curated record